AUGGAAAGUGCUGUCCGUAAUGAUUUGGGCGAUCUUGAAGAAGAUUAUGCAGAACUGAUCAUACCCCUCUUGGAAGAACAUCCUUAUAUUUUUGACCGAGGCGUAGAUCCUGAACAAGGUCCUUACUCAUUUGACAAAUUUCUCAAGAUUUCAACCUUGAUUUCAUCUCGUGCUUUUGAAGUAGAUGCUUACCAUGAAAAUGCUUUGGUUCCUUUUGCUGAUAUCUUUAAUCACAGAGGAGAGAAUGAGCAUGUUCAUUUCGAAACUGAAUUCGAAGUAUGUGAUGCAUGCGGUGCUCUUGAAUAUUGUGAACAUCAAUUCCUUCAAUACAUGGACGACAGUGAUGCUGAAGAAGGCGAAGAGGGAGAAGAAGAAUGGGAAGAUGAAGAUGUAGAAGAUAUGAGUGAUGCCAAAGAAGAAGAUGAUGAUGAUGAUGAAGAGAUGGAUACUGAAUUGCCUGAUUUAGAAGAAUUAGAAGCAGCAGGUGUUGACUUUUAUGAAGAAGAGAAAGAGGAAGACAAAAAAGAUACUUGCGAUAUGGUUCUUGACCGCGAUGUUAAAAAAGGAGAAGAGGUCUUUAACACCUACGGCGAACAUCCCAAUAUCAACUUAUUGAGCAAGUAUGGUUUCUGUUAUGAUGACAACAAGAACGAUUAUAUUUCUAUCAGUGAAGACACUAUUGUUGAUUGUGUACUCGCUGUUUAUGCGGAAAAUCUCAAGGAAGAAAAGCCCAAAGCUUCCGAAGAAGAACUUGAAAAAUUAGCAGUAGAAAAGACCAGACCCAGAUGGGAAUUCUUUUUGGAGAACGAACACAUUUUGUGUCCCUCUGAAGAAGGUGAAGAAGAACAAAGAGACGAUUAUGAAGAUGAUGGUUGUCAAGAUGGCUGUUGCGGACCUGACGAUGAUCACGAACAUGACCAUCACCAUGAAGACGAAGAAGAAGAGCAUGAACAUGAUGAAGGUGGUGGUUGCUGUGGUGACGAAGACGACAAAGCUGGUAAAUCUCGUCCUUAUUUUGUCAACUAUGAAGGUCUCUUUGAAGACAAACUUAUGUGUUUGCUUCAUGUUAUGUUUGUGAGUGAAGCCAAGUUUGCUAAAUUUGUUGAAGACAUGAACAAUGCCUUGGAUUACUUUGAAGAAUUGGCUAACAGCCAAGGCGAAAAGAAGACCAAGGCCAUGAUUGAUACCAAACGUAGUAUUUACCAAGUCUGCCGUGCUCUUGUUGAAAUCAGACGUAUGGACUAUCUCGAAAAUGGCGAAUGGAAGACAAUUGAGCAAGAAGUACAAGAACGCGAAAAGGUUGCUGAUAACAAAAGAAAGUAUUAUGCUUUCACAUGUCGUAUCAGUGAAAAGAAGAUUAUUGAAAAAGCGAUUCAAUAUUAUGGUGAUCUUGUUAAAGAAUACACUUCAGCCACUCCUACGAGCAGUGGAAACAAAAAGAAGCCUGUAUCAAAGAAGAACAAAAAGAUGAAGCUGUAG
This is a messenger RNA of Gilbertella persicaria, 1479 nucleotides long. RefSeq lists its product as uncharacterized. NCBI's taxonomy places the organism in Eukaryota, Fungi, Mucoromycota, Mucoromycetes, Mucorales, Choanephoraceae. The transcript is spliced from 3 exons. The record is from RefSeq and is a predicted model, not a curated record. Bases 1 to 1479 code for a protein of 492 amino acids.